Molecule: messenger RNA, 962 nt
Organism: Centruroides sculpturatus (bark scorpion)
Lineage: Eukaryota; Metazoa; Arthropoda; Arachnida; Scorpiones; Buthidae
Product: glutamate-rich protein 2-like
Exons: 6
Coding region: 64-573 (169 amino acids)
Molecular function (GO): protein binding
Source: RefSeq, a predicted model, not a curated record
UAUAUUACUUAUACUUUGAUAUUUAGAACAGUUUUUAAAGCAGAUUGUUUAUGAAAUGAAAUUAUGUUUCUAAUUAUGUUUAGAAAUGCUACAAGUGAUGAUACUUACAAUCUAGUUGAGCACAAUGGCAAUAUUCCUUGUAAAAUAAACUCUGAUGUAAAAGAUGGUGAAAUUUGGGAAGAUGCUGUUCAAGAUCAUAAAUUUGAUGAAGAUGAGACAGUUACUGCUCCUAUUGAAGUAUUAGCAGAGUUUUUAUCAGCUGUUAUGAGCAAAGAUUAUAAAAGUGCUUUAAAUUAUUGCAGAAUCAUUCUACAGUAUGAACCAGAGAAUAAAACUGCAAAAGAAUUUCUUCCAUUAAUAGAAGAAAAAUUAAAAUUAGAAGCAAAACUAGAUGAAAAUUCUGAGAGUGAAAAUGAUUCUGAUGAGAAUGAUAGCAGUGAUUAUUAUUCCAGUGCUGAUAGUGGAAACAGUAAUAGUUCAUGUUCAUCCUGUAGCAGUAGCAGUGAAGACGAUGUGCUUGCAGAAAAUACAUCUGAACUUUGUGAGGGUCUGGAACAAUUUAAUAUUCAAUAAGUUUGUAUGUGUCAUAUAGCAAAUGCUAUCUUUGUGCCAAAAUAAUGCAAUUUAGUCCGUACAUGUUUCACAAAAUAAUGAAGAUUUUAAGCUCAAAAUUAGUUUUUCUUUUGCUUUAAUGAGAGUAAUAUUUGUAAAAAAAACAUUCUGCUUUCACUGUUACAUGUCAGACAUUACCAUAUUUGUAAAAAUUUGGAUGCCAUUUACACAUUUCCAUAAUUAUUUAAUAGAGUAGAUGAUAUUUAUUGUAAAUUAUCUUUGUAUAUCAUAAAUGAUUUGUGUAAAUACACUUUUACUAUAAUUAUUGUUAAAUGUACUAUGUAUACAUCCCACACAAUUUUAAUGAAAUUUUUAAACACAGUUAAUUGUGUUUAAUAACAUUAAUCACA